AUGGGCUACACUCUGACAAUAAUCGGCUGUGGCGUCAUGGGCCAAGCCGUUCUUUCUGCUAUAUACAAUGCUCCCCUCGCCAACAGUGAUACAAAACACUUCUACCCUCAAAAAAUUAUUACAUGUAACAGCAGCAAAGCAAGUGCAGAUGAGGUUACAAAACUAAUCUCCUCAUUCCCAAAGUCACCAAACGGGAUCGAGGUAGAAUGUACUUAUAAUUUUAACUCAGUUGCUGUUAAAGGUAGCAAUGUGAUAAUUCUUGGCACCAAGCCAUAUUUAGUGCAAGAUGUGCUCUCGGACUUAAAGGGAGUAAUUGAGGGGAAAUUAAUUAUAUCUUUGGCAGCAGGAUGGCGAAUUGAACAGCUGGCAGCGUUUUCCCCUAAAAUUUCAAGAGUUAUGACGAAUACACCUGCCAAAUUCGGAUUUGGAACAGCUGUGAUUGCCCACUCUACUGCUGUCCCAGAAGCCGAAAAGCUCCUAGUGUCGCAGCUGAUAAGUCAUAUCGGAACGUGCAUCGAGCUUCCUGAAAAAAACAUGGACGCCGCAACCGCGCUCGUCGGCUCCGGUCCUGCUUUUGUUCUAUUAAUGCUCGAAUCUCUUAUGGAAUCUGGUAUAAGGUUAGGGAUCCCUUUAAAACAAUCACGUGAGUGUGCUAUAAAAGUCCUAGAGGGUACAGCUAAGAUGGCCGAAAUUACCGGUCUGCAUCCCGCUAUGCUGAAGCACCAAGUGUGUACCCCAGGAGGAACUACUAUCGCUGGACUGUGUGUGAUGGAAGACGAAGGAGUAAGAUCUGGAAUAGUCAAAGGUGUACAGGAAGCUGCCAAAGUCGCUGCAUCCCUAAGCGGGAAAAAAUAG
Messenger RNA from Eremothecium sinecaudum, 855 nucleotides. RefSeq names its product pyrroline-5-carboxylate reductase (gene PRO3). The coding region runs from base 1 to 855 and encodes 284 amino acids. The transcript has a single exon. Lineage: Eukaryota; Fungi; Ascomycota; Saccharomycetes; Saccharomycetales; Saccharomycetaceae. The record is from RefSeq and is a predicted model, not a curated record. Gene Ontology annotation, biological process: L-proline biosynthetic process. Gene Ontology annotation, molecular function: pyrroline-5-carboxylate reductase activity.